AUGGCGGGCGAUAUUCUGACAAGUGACCCCAUCACUAUUAGCCAGAUAGAAGCCAUUGCCCGACAAAAGCUUUCGGACAAUGUCUACAACUAUUACUCCUGUGGCGCAGAUGAUCAAACUACACUGGAAAGAAACCAGGCAGAUUUCGAUCGGUGGGGUUUUUCUAUCUCCAUCGUUUCAAAGAUUCGGCCGCUUAUUAUUUUGGUCCUUCCUCGUGUCCUUCGAGAUGUAUCUCAGGUCGACACUUCCACAGAGCUGUUCGGCUAUCGAUUUCCCUUCCCAGUCGGCGUAGCACCUAGUGCUAUGCAACGAUUGGCAAGUCCAGAGGGUGAACUAGAUGUUGCACGUGCGGCAGCUUCUAUGGGGAUCAAUCUAACUCUGUCUUCAAAUUCGACAACAUCCCUAGAGGACGUAAUGUCUGCCCGGCACCAGAUUGGAAAGGAGACUGCCGCACCUUUCUGGUUCCAAAUAUAUCUUGCGUCCGACCUCGACCUCAGUGUGCCAUUGAUCAAGAGGGCGGAAGAGGCGGGAUAUGAAGCCCUGGUUCUAACAGUGGACACGCCGGUCCUCGGUAACCGCAUUAAUGAGCGCCAGACCCCAUUAAUCCUUCCUGAAGGCCUUCACCUGGCCAAUAUUCAGAAGAAUGGUGCUAAGGGAUCACGCAAGCCAUCAUUUAAUCGGGAGAUCAUGGAUGCACGCACCGCCAAACAAGCAAAUGACCUCAUGCAAGCGGCCGGGAGCACAGCAAACAGUGCUUCCCUGACGUGGAGCUCAACCAUCAAGUUUUUGCGACAGACGACAGACAUGAAAAUCAUUUUAAAAGGUAUUAUGGCGCCUGAAGACGCGCAGCUCGCUGUGGAAUGUGGUACCGAUGCUAUCAUAGUGUCAAAUCACGGUGGCCGUCAACUUGAUGGUGUCCCUUCCACCAUUCAAGCACUCCCGGGAAUAGUCGACGUCGCAAAGGGCAAAAUCCCAAUAAUUCUUGACGGAGGAAUACGCCGUGGAAGCGACGUCUUCAAAGCAUUAGCACUCGGGGCAGAUUUCGUGUUGGUUGGACGACCGGCUCUGUGGGGUCUCGCCUUCAAUGGCAGAGAAGGUGUGGAAGCUGUAAUGAAUAUCCUCGAACGGGAGCUCAGUCGUACCAUGGCGCUGGCCGGUACCGCAAAAGUGGGAGAUAUUUGCUCUGCUUUUCUUCGGUAUACUGAAGGUGGACGAUUGAGUAAAAUUUGA
Messenger RNA from Penicillium cinerascens, 1230 nucleotides. RefSeq names its product alpha-hydroxy acid oxidase. Lineage: Eukaryota; Fungi; Ascomycota; Eurotiomycetes; Eurotiales; Aspergillaceae. The transcript is spliced from 3 exons. The record is from RefSeq and is a predicted model, not a curated record. Bases 1 to 1230 code for a protein of 409 amino acids. Gene Ontology annotation, molecular function: FMN binding; oxidoreductase activity.